Arctia plantaginis is the source of this 396-nucleotide messenger RNA. Lineage: Eukaryota; Metazoa; Arthropoda; Insecta; Lepidoptera; Erebidae. The record is from the annotation of a GenBank genome assembly.
AUGAAUACAAGGCAAGGUAUUCCGCACAACAAAAAAACUGUUUCACCAGCAUUCAACAGUGACAUUAAUGAAGUAAAAACUGGAGCAGCCUACGCAACAGCUAAGGACUUUACAUCAGAUACACCGAUAAAAUUACCUAGAAUUAUACCAGUACCAAAAACUGGAGGAUUUCUUCCUAUAGUACCAAUAUUUGCUGGAUUAUCUGCUGCUGGCAGUUUAGCUGGAGGUGCUGCUGCUAUCGCGAAAGCAAUAAAUGCAUAUAAAACAGCUAAGAAGCAAUUACUUGAAGCGAAACGACACAACAAGGAAAUGGAGGCCUUAUUCAUUGGAAGAGGAUUACAUAUUAAGCAUUAUAAAGAUGGUUUAGGCAUUUACACAACAGUGAAAAAAAACUAA